Cladocopium goreaui is the source of this 1224-nucleotide messenger RNA. NCBI's taxonomy places the organism in Eukaryota, Dinophyceae, Suessiales, Symbiodiniaceae. The record is from the annotation of a GenBank genome assembly.
AUGACGACCUUGUCUGCGAAGGACAUCGUAGUGACCUGGGAUGGUGAGCCUAGCACUUGGGCAGACUAUAGCCGCAAGGUACGACUCCAAUGGGAGAAGACGGAAAAGUGGAAGCGCAAGCUUCUAGGACCUGAGUUGGCUUCCCGACUCUCAGGUCGUGCUUGGGCGGUGGUUCCGUCCUUGGAUCAUCGCUUGCUGCAGAAGAAGAACGGCACCAAGUACCUCUUACAAUUUCUCAGAGAUCGGUUGUGCCGCACUGCUGUUCCAGAUGCUGGCGCAAAACUUGAGGAACUCUUCAUCAAGAUGAAGCGUCCAGCAGGAAUGACAAUGAGCGAAUGGGCCAACCAGGUUCAAGAGUCUUACAGAAAGGUUCAGAGAGCCUUGGUGCGAGCAAGACAAGACAAGCUGUUGGAUCGACUGCAACGCGAUCCGAACCUCAAGCUGAACCACCGAGUCCACAGAGAGGAAGACCUACACCGAGAACUUCCCCACCUCCAUCACCACCGACUUCUCCGAAGGAGACACCACAAGAUCGAGGAGCACAACUUUCUGGACAAGAUGACGGUCGUGGUGGAGUACUUCAUCCAGAACAAGGAGGAUAUGAUCAAGUACCUCAAGAAGAUCCUUCUGAACCAGGACAACAAGAAUGGACGGAUGAUGAAUGGCGUCAAUGGCAUCGCCAACGUCGAGGACUUUGCAUGGGAUGAACUGGAAGUCGAAGAAGUGCAUGUCCUCCCAGACGAGAUUCUGGGAUGGCUGCUUUUGAGAAGGGCUAACCUGAGUUCAGCCAACAGGUUAGCGGUGCAAAGCAGUGUCCAGAACAGCCUGUUCUUUCGGGACAUCGAGAAUGCGCUGAGAGAUCAAGAGGAGGAGCUGCUUCAAGCAGAUCAACAUCGACUUCCCCAUCGCAAGAGGACUUACUGGGUAGAAGAUCAAGGUGUUUGGGGUCUACUUGUGUCUGAGGAUGCAGUGGAUGAUGCCGCUACAGAGAUUCACUGGGUUGGAUCCCAUCUCCCUGCGGAGGUCUAUGUCCCUGAGUAUGCCGACGAGGAGAACGAAGAAGCUGAGGAGAUUCACUGGUCCUAUGACUACGAUGGUUGGCAUGGCCAUGUUCAAGAUGUCUACGGCGUUUGGUUUGAGACUGAUGGCUUUGGAACCUACUGGAAUGAGGAUGACUACUCCGACCUGACACCGGAGCAGACGAAAGAGUUGGACGAGGCCUAA